Brassica oleracea var. oleracea is the source of this 1180-nucleotide messenger RNA. Its product is annotated as zinc finger protein AZF1. Gene Ontology annotation, molecular function: DNA-binding transcription factor activity. The record is from RefSeq and is a predicted model, not a curated record. The coding region runs from base 227 to 952 and encodes 241 amino acids. The transcript has a single exon. Lineage: Eukaryota; Viridiplantae; Streptophyta; Magnoliopsida; Brassicales; Brassicaceae.
UAGCCCACGUUCCCACUCUCAAUCCCAGUUCUAAAGAUCCCUUGGGGAAAUAUAUUAGUAUAAAUCAAACCAACUCCCAAAACACACAACACAACACAAACACAAACACAAACACAAACACAAACACAAGACGUGCUCACAAUACAUCACACACUUCACUCUUUCCUCUCUUUCUUAAAUACCUCAAGAUCACAUCUGAAAAUUAGAAGAAAAAAAACAUUUAUAAAUGGCUCUUGAGACCCUCAAUUCCCCGACUUCAGCCACCGCCACGGCUCUGCCUCUUCUCCGGUAUCGUGAAGAAAUGGAGCCGGAUAAUCUCGAGCAGUGGGCUAAAAGAAAACGCACCAAGCGACAACGUCUUGAUCAGAAUCAUCACAAUCAAGAAACCACUCCUUCCGAAGAAGAGUAUCUCGCUCUUUGCCUCCUCAUGCUCGCUCGUGGAACCGCCGUGCAACCGCCUCUUACUCCGCCUCCGCCGUCACAUCGGUCUCGUUCCGAUCACCGUGAUUUCAAGUGCACGGUCUGUGGAAAGUCGUUUAACUCUUACCAAGCCUUGGGUGGUCACAAGACGAGUCACCGGAAACCGCCAGCGAAUAACGUUAACGUUCCGAGCAGCCAAGAGCCAUCUAAUAACAACAGUCACGGUAACGGUGGUUCCGUUGUUUUUAGCGGUAACGGUACUGCCAGUAACGGUGUUAAUCUAAGCGGAAAGAUUCACACUUGUUCAAUCUGUUUCAAGUCGUUUUCGUCUGGUCAAGCAUUAGGUGGACACAAACGGUCUCACUAUGACGGUGGUAAUAACGGAAACGGUAACGGCAGCGUGGAAGUCAUGGGUGGCAGUGACGUCAGCGACGUGGAUGACGAAAGAUCGUCGGAACAAACCGCGUUCGGGGGCCACCGUGGAUUUGACUUAAACUUACCGGCUGAUCAAGUCUCGGUGGUUAUUGCUUAACGUUGACUCGGUGGAUAUUAAAAGUCAACUUUCAAGCGGAGAAUGGGGUCAGUGGCCGUGAAGCAUAACAGUCGUUUCUUACCAGUUGCUUCAGCUUGACUGAGUCUGUAAUGAAAAUGAUUGGAGUGGACUUGCGCAAUUAUAGUUGCAUUAUUAUUAUUAUAUUUUUAAAAAGAAAUGUUUAUUUGUUGUUGGAUUUGUUUAUAGAUAGAGGAAACAAUUGGGAUA